Caenorhabditis auriculariae is the source of this 543-nucleotide messenger RNA. NCBI's taxonomy places the organism in Eukaryota, Metazoa, Nematoda, Chromadorea, Rhabditida, Rhabditidae. The record is from the annotation of a GenBank genome assembly.
AUGAACUCAGUCAAGGCUGAGAUUCAGCUCAAACCAGGCACAUGUCUGGCCCUUCUGAAAAAGGAAACGUCUGAUUUUGGAGGAUGGAUGAACUCAGUCAAGGUUGAGAUCCAGCACAAACCAGGCACAGCCUUUGUGACUGUAAGAACCAGGCGAGCAGCCGAUUCGAACGCUUUGACGUUUGGGCAAACAGGACAUAGGGUUUGUCUCAUUGUUGCAACGUGGGGAUUAACCACCGUGUUGAGCACCAUUGUCUGCCCCGCGAACAACGGCGCCGAGGUUCAAGAAACAGCCGCCAAAGCCCUUAUUUGCUCCGAAAACCACUUGUCCCGCUGUUCUCAACUCCAAUUUACGUUGGUUUCUUCCACGUUCAUCGCCUCCAAAAAAUAUUUUUUCAUCCACCUGCGAAUUUGUAAGACGAGUCCAUUGCUAUGCCAAGUCCAAAUGAAGAGCAACUGCGAAUUUCCUGUUUUCGAAUUCGGAUUUCGCAACGCCGAACGCCCUAGCAAUCUGCGUUUUUUAUCGCCGCGGUGUUCAUGGUGA